This is a messenger RNA of Trypanosoma conorhini, 1386 nucleotides long. RefSeq lists its product as uncharacterized. Lineage: Eukaryota; Euglenozoa; Kinetoplastea; Trypanosomatida; Trypanosomatidae. The coding region runs from base 1 to 1386 and encodes 461 amino acids. The transcript has a single exon. The record is from RefSeq and is a predicted model, not a curated record.
AUGCGGCGGGCGUGGUUGGGCGUCCGUGCCGGUGCCGCGAGCGCCCCACAGGCCUGCGCCUGUAUCGGCUGCACCCGAUGUACUCUUCGCCCGCGGUGCAGCGUUAGUCGUCCUCGUGCUUUUAGUGGCGCCGGUGCGGGUCUUGUGUCCCUCGCGGGCCGCCCCCGUGGCGCGCCGCUGGUUGCGUCCGCGCUGCUUGUGGCGCGGCGCGGCGCCGGCGUGGAGCUUCUCUCCUCGCUCGCCAAACUCGGGCAGAGCCGCGACCUGGCGGCGGACAUCAAGGCCGGCCGGCGGCGCAGCAACAAGGAGAUCGUCGCCUCCUUUGAGAAGAUCCAGACCUUCGACGAGAUCCACUACCGCAAGACCGACCGGCCCUGGGAGCUGGUGCCGAAGUACGCCAAGAAGCGGGUGUCGGACCUCUGCGGCCUCUUGACCUCGGAGCACCGCAUGGAGAUUGAGCAGACGAUCGACAAGAUGCAGGCGCUCUGCGAGGUCGACAUGUACGUGGUGCUGGUGCCGACCGUCGGCUACACCACCGUGAAGGCCUUCGCCAACUCCAUCAUGUUCGACUGGGGCAUAGGCGAGCCCGCGGGGAACGGGCUGCUGCUGCUUAUUGCCCAGCACGAGGCGAGCGUGCACCUCGUCGCGAGCCCUGCCAUUGAGGAGUACUUUGACAAGCAGUUUCUUGAGCCCGCGGUGCGGGAAAUAUUUCAACCGCUCGUGCAGGAGGGGAAGCCAAGCUACGCGACGGUGCAGCUCGUCUACGCCAUUGCACGACAGGCUCAGGAAAUGCGGCCAUUGUGGCAGCGCGGCCUACUUGCCAUGCCCACCCGCAACAAGGUCCGUUUCGCUGGCAAGACCCUCUCGUAUGGCCUCUACAUAGUUCCCUACCUUCUGUGGGGAUCCCUCUUCUUUCUCUUCUGCGGCGUGGCGCUGGUGAACCAGCUGCUGGACACGCUCUGCCCCAACUGCCACGGUCUGAUGUCCCGCGUGCGGGAUGACAAGACGAUGCAGGAUGUGAUGACGCACGGGCAGUACCUGGAGCACGUCAAUGGCUGUGCCUUUUACCGCGUGUGGAAGUGUCCACACUGCAAGGACGGUUGCCGGGUGGUGCUCACCUCGCGAGACCUGCACCAGAGCAACAGGUGCCUGCAGUGCAUGGACUGCCACUACUACACCUGCUCCCUGACGAAGGAGGUGCAGAAGCUGCCAACCAAGGACGAGGAUGGCAUCAAGCAGCUGCUCUACACCUGCGAGAACUGUCACGUGGGCCGCGAGGUUCUUCUGCCGCUGCUUCGCCCGCUAGAUACGAAACCGGAGGAGAACUGGUACGACUUCCUCAUUGACCGCUCGCAGACGCACAAGAAGACGGAGAUCAAGCUGUGA